CGCGGUGCUGUGACGUGAAGGACCUCCCUCUCGGACUCAGCAGCAGUAAUGGCGGACUACGACAGCUACGAGGAGCGGGACCGGGCCUACGGCAGCUUCGGCGGCGGCAGAGGGCCCCGUGGCGGCGGCGGCCCCGGAGGCCCCAGGAAGCAGAAGGAGCUGCCGUCAGAGCCUCCGUUCACAGCGUACGUUGGAAACCUGCCGUUCAACACGGUCCAGGGAGACAUCGACAUCAUCUUCAAAGAGCUCAACAUCCGCAGCGUCCGAUUGGUCCGAGACAAAGAGACAGACAAGUUCAAAGGUUUCUGUUACGUGGAGUUUGAGGACCUAGAGUCGUUAAAAGAAGCGUUGGCGUACGAUGGCGCAUUGCUAGGUGAAAGGUCACUGAGGGUGGACAUCGCAGAGGGACGAAGGCAAGAGCGAGGAGGAGGAGGAGGAGGCGGCGGCGGCUUCGGAUUCAGGAAAGACGACGGACGAGGAGGUGGUCGAGGAGCUCCCCGAGGAGGAGGAGGACGCGACUUCCGCGACGACUUCGACCAGCAAGGAGGAGGAGGAGGAGGAGGAGGAUUCAGGGAUGAUGACUUCAUGGGGGGGCGGAGUCGAGGUGGCGGCGGCAGUCGCCCUAGUGACAGACGGGGGGGCAGCAGCGCAGGCGGCAGUGCCGGUGGAGGAGCAGGAGGAGGAGGAAUGUCUCGCUUCAGAGACGGGCCACCACGAGGAGGAGCGACAGACUUCAGAGAACCAUCGGACGAGGAGCGUGCACAGCGGCCCCGCCUGCAGCUGAAGCCUCGGACCGUCUCUGAGCCGCUGAACCAGGUCGCCAACCCAAACUCUGCCAUAUUUGGCGGCGCCAAGCCACGAGAGGAGGUGAUUUCCAGAGAAAAAGACUGA
Molecule: messenger RNA, 891 nt
Organism: Scomber scombrus (Atlantic mackerel)
Lineage: Eukaryota; Metazoa; Chordata; Actinopteri; Scombriformes; Scombridae
Gene: eif4h
Product: eukaryotic translation initiation factor 4h
Exons: 7
Coding region: 49-891 (280 amino acids)
Molecular function (GO): RNA binding
Source: RefSeq, a predicted model, not a curated record